AUGAUAAAAUUCAUUACGAUUGAUGAUUUUGAGUUAGGGAAACCAGUGGGUAUUGGUAGAUUUGGACAAGUAUGGCUAGCUAGACACAGAGAAUUAGGAUUUGUAUGUGCUAUUAAAAUGUUAGAUAGAAAUAAUAUUGUAAACAAUACUGAUGUUAAGAGAAUCAGGAGGGAAAUAGAAAUACAUCUCAAUAUGAGACAUGAGAAUAUUCUUAAUAUGUUCGGGUACUUUUACGAUAGUCGAAAAAUAUAUUGUAUAUUAGAAUACGCACCCAUGGGUGAUUUAUGGAGAUAUUUACAUGAAAAUGGAAAGCUUAGUGAAAAUAAAACUAGUAAAUUUAUUUACCAAUUGAGUGAUGCUAUCAACUACUUACAUAAACACAAUAUAAUUCACAGAGAUAUAAAACCUGAGAAUAUUUUAUUAGGAAAAGAUUUAAAACUUAAACUUUGUGAUUUUGGUUGGUGUGUCUAUAAUGCUGAUAAGAAAAGACAAACAUUUUGUGGGACUGCCGAAUACUUGCCUCCAGAGUUAUGUGAUGAUAAGUUUUAUGACAAAUCAGCUGAUAUUUGGUGUAUAGGAAUACUUGCAUAUGAAAUGUGCACAGGUAAUACACCUUUUGGAUCACAAAAAUCAAUAAGAAUGAUGAAACAAAAAAUUGUUGAUGAUGAUAUAAAGUUUCCUGAUUAUCUUUCUCCAGAUAUAGUUGAUUUCAUAUCUAAGUGUUGUUCAAAGAAUCCAGAAACAAGAAUUACUCUUAAUGAAAUAUUUUGCCAUCCGUUUUUAUUAAAAUAUAAAGAAUAA
Hepatospora eriocheir is the source of this 801-nucleotide messenger RNA. The record is from the annotation of a GenBank genome assembly. NCBI's taxonomy places the organism in Eukaryota, Fungi, Microsporidia, Hepatosporidae.